GGGGGCGCGGGGGUCGGCGGGGAGCGGGCAUGGCGCGCGCGGGGGUCCGGCUGCUGCUGCUGCUCGGCGUCCUGCUGGCGCUGGCGCUGCCGCCGCGCGCGGGCGCCCCGAGGCCCGGUCGCCGGCGGGGCUGCGCGGACCGGCCCGCGGAGCUCCUGGAGCAGCUGUACGGGCGGCUGGCGGCGGGCGUGCUGGGCGCCUUCCAGCACACGCUGCAGCCCCCGCGCGAGCAGGCGCGCCCCCAGGGCUGCCCCGCGGGGCGCCCGCCCGCCGACCGCCGCCUCCGGCCGCCCACCCACCUGCGCAGCGUGUCCCCCUGGGCCUACAGGGUGUCCUUCGACGCGGCUCGCUUCCCGCGCCACCUGCCCGAGGCCUACUGCCUGUGCCGUGGCUGCCUGACCGGGCCGGGGGGCGCCGAGGACACGCGCUUCCGCAGCGCCCCGGUCUACGCACCCACCGUGGUGCUGCGCCGCACGGCCGCCUGCGCCGGGGGCCGCGCCGUCUACCGCGAGCACUACAUCGCCCUGCCUGUGGGCUGCACCUGCGUCCCCGCGCCUGCCGAGCCUGCCGCCAGCCCCGACGCCGCCGGCAGUGACAAGCCCAGCGACCAGCCUGGGCCCUGA
Sorex fumeus (smoky shrew) is the source of this 623-nucleotide messenger RNA. It is a transcript of the gene IL17D, whose product is annotated as interleukin 17D. The record is from RefSeq and is a predicted model, not a curated record. Bases 30 to 623 code for a protein of 197 amino acids. Gene Ontology annotation, cellular component: extracellular region. Lineage: Eukaryota; Metazoa; Chordata; Mammalia; Eulipotyphla; Soricidae. Gene Ontology annotation, biological process: inflammatory response. The transcript has 3 exons. Gene Ontology annotation, molecular function: cytokine activity.